Tigriopus californicus is the source of this 1277-nucleotide messenger RNA. Its product is annotated as NAD-dependent protein deacylase-like. Lineage: Eukaryota; Metazoa; Arthropoda; Copepoda; Harpacticoida; Harpacticidae. The transcript has a single exon. Gene Ontology annotation, molecular function: protein-succinyllysine desuccinylase activity; NAD+ binding; protein-malonyllysine demalonylase activity. Bases 295 to 1179 code for a protein of 294 amino acids. The record is from RefSeq and is a predicted model, not a curated record.
CUCUGGCCCAACUAGAAGACAUCAUUCUUUCUUUCGGCAAUUGGAACUGGCCUAGCACACAAAGCUGAAAGAUGACGAAAUUGACAGAGAGGUGCAAAUCCAGGGCAAAAAGAUGGUUCGCUCCCCCCUUAUAUAAGAUCAAUCUAUCUAUGCUUAAAACUGAUUUUAUUUUAAAAGUUUUUAUGCAACUUGCUCUUACUGGGAUCUGAAAUCCCAAAAUCAGAAUCUGCCAGGGUCCAAGAUCGAGCCUGGGUGCCGUGAUUAUUUGAACGUGUACAGAUACGCACACCGAUCAUGCGGCAUUGGGCCCGGCGCAUUCGACCUGGCGGGUUCCCGGGCCCCAGUCUCAUUUCCGGCCUGACGCUGACUACCACCCGGCCUAGCUCUGACUCAUCGGCCUUCAAGGCUCAAUUAGCCCAAGCGCAAAAUAUCGUCAUCCUCACCGGGGCCGGCGUCUCGGCCGAAUCCGGCAUCCCCACUUUUCGCGGUCCCGGGGGACUUUGGCGCACAUAUCAAGCCACAGAUCUGGCCACGCCUCAAGCUUUCCAACGCGAUCCAUCCCUGGUUUGGGAAUUUUAUCAUUAUCGACGCGAGCUGAUGGCCACCAAGGCGCCCAAUCCCGCCCAUCGGGCUCUGGCCCAAUUUGAGACCCAAUGUGAAGGUCAAGGUCGCUCUUGUCGAGUGAUUACUCAGAAUAUUGAUGGCCUACAUCAAGCGGCGGGGUCUCAAGAUGUCUUGGAGCUCCACGGGGCCUUGUUUCGGGUGCGAUGCACGGCAUGCGGGGUAGAAACGGCUAAUCACGAUUCGCCCAUUUGCCCGGCUCUCCACGGCCGAGGGCAACCGGAUGCCCAUCGGUCUGAACCACCCAUUCCCGUGGCCUCCCUCCCCCGCUGCGUCGAUUGUGGCGGGUUAUUAAGACCGGCCGUGGUUUGGUUUGGUGAGAAUCUGAACCCAGAGGUCUUUAGGCGGGCCCAUCAAGCCGUGGAUGAGUGUGAUUUGUGUUUAGUGGUGGGUACAUCUGCAUUGGUGUAUCCGGCCGCCCUUUUCGCACCCGGUGUGGCGGCUCGAGGGGCGGAGGUGGCGGAAUUUAACAUCGAACCCACUGCGUCCACAUCCGACUAUGGGUUCUACUUUGAAGGUCCCUGCGGCCAAACCUUGCCUCCUUUACUACUAGGUUAGCGGUUCAAAUACGGUACAGGUUUUAAAUUGUUCAGUUGAAUUUGUGAAAUGAGAAAAGAUUGGACUGGAUGGAAUAAAGCCGAAAUGAUGUGGUUUUA